AAAAACGAAGCCGAAUGAGGCGGACGUGUGACGCUCGCGCGCGCAUCAUUUUGCAUAAGUGCCGCAAAAUGCGCGCGUGUUUCAGUUUCUGUUCGAGUAGUCAUUUGUUGCUGAUGGCCAAGUGAAUUUGCGUACAAACAAUGUUUGCUAGUUUCGUUCAAAUGGUAGACUCAAUAAAUACUUUAUGGAACCAAAAUAAAUAGUUUCAUUCAACCAACCGAACUAGACAACAGCAGCAACAAAAACAAAAACAAUUAAAACUAAAAACUGAACGUGGCUGCUGAGGGACGUGCGAUAAGAACAACAACAAUAACAACAAUUCGCCGACUCUGCUCUCACUGCAACAACGACAACAACAACAACAACAACAACAAGCGAAGUGUGUGUGUGUUUUUAUUUUAGCUGCAUUCUUGCCAGCGUCGCUGCAACUGCGUCAACAGCGACCGCGACCGCGACUGCGACUGCGACCGCGACUCCAGCGUUGAAAGUUUGGAGUACCAAAGACUUCCAAAACGUGGUUUUCAAAGUAAUUAAUCUAUUUAUAUUUAGCUUAUGCAUAAUAAUAAUAAUCGUAAUAAACAAAUAUUGUAAUUAUAAUUGCACUUGUUCGUGUUGUUUGUUUAAUUUUUUUUUACUGUGCUUGUGCUGUGUUGUGUAUGUUUACCUCUUAAUUAGUUUACCUGCGACACGCUUUGUUUUUGUUUUGUGUGUGUUAUUGCCAUGUGGCGGCGAUGAGGCAGACAGCAGCUGGGAAUAUGCCGUGCCACUUGUUGCACGCCGUUUCCUUGCAGCAACAGCAACAGCAAGAGCAACAGCAACGACAGCAGCAACGAACUCGCAUCAAAUAUCCUGCAUAUUACUCAUACGCCAUGUGCCGCCAGGAUGCUACCGUAGCAUGUUGCACCAGCAGCAGCAGGAGCUGCCACCGCUUGUGGCUAAGACGUGCUGACUAAUUGAACUAUCAAUAAAGCAACAACAGUAACUACCGCAGCAACAGCAACAACAACAACAACAACAAUAACUUUAAGCAGCAUCAACCGCAACAACAACAACAACGGCAACAACAAAAAGCAAGCGAACAAAGUUGCUCGCCACACAACGCAAAAUGUCUGAGUCGCGUCGGCAGUCGGUCAGCUUUACAGCGAUGCCGCCGGGCGUUCUAGUCAACGAUAGCCGGGCCAAUUCCACCGAUGACAUACAAAUCGCUCUGGCGCCCCAUAUCCAAACCUAUCUAAGUCAAACCGGACGCCGGCACUCCUGCUGCAGCGUCAUGCUGCCGGUGGCCUUCGAGCGAGCCGCCGCCAAAUCAUGGCUGGAUCCAAAAUUCGAUUCACCCGUUCUCGAGGAGCAGUUCCAGGCCAGCGUCUUUCCGCACAUACGCAUGCGAUACAGAUUCACAUUGUCGUACAUAUUACUUUGCUCUGUCGCCUGGUGUUUGUAUUUUGUGAUCGAUGGCGGCUCGGAGGAUUUUUGGCGACCCAUCUCAACAUCGUUCUCAAUGAUGUCGCUGGUCACGAUAAUGGCCAUGUGCUUUACACACUGGAACCUGUACAAGGAGCACCGGACCCUAACUUCGGCACUGACAGCGCUCAUCCUGUGCAGCGCCUCGCUCGCGUUUCUCACCUACACGGGCAGGGCGUUCAGUCCGCUGGGUCAUUUUGCCAUUUGUCUGGAGAUCGUGCUGCUAAUCUACACAGCGCUGCCCAUGCCGCUCUGGCUGGGCGCAAGCAUUGCCAUCUGCUAUUCCAUCGCCUUUGAGCUGGUCUCCCACAUGGUCAUUGAUGUCAGUGCCGUGCAUGCGGCGGCUGGUGGACCAACUCCAACGGAGGCAGCAGCCGCCGAGGGUACAGCAGCAGUGGAAGGCGGCGGCACAAGCGGCAGCGAUCCCAGCCACAAGAUUCUGAUGCUCCGCAUCAUGGCGCACCUGAGUGUACAUUUGGUGGGUGUGCAUGUGCUGGUCAUGAAUCUGGUGCGCAUGCGCGGCACCUUCAUGAAGGUCGGCCAAAAUUUGCUAGUGCGCCGCCAGCUGGAAAUGGAGAAACAGCUCAAGGAGAAGAUGAUACACUCAGUGAUGCCACCCAAGGUGGCUGACAUGCUACUCAACGAGGGCGGCAGCGGGGGCAUCGACCCUAGUCAGCCCCCGGAAUCCCAUUACAUGCGUCCGCGCGCCUCGCACGAUGUCAAGUCUUUGUUCCGGCCAUUCCACAUGCACAGCAUGGAAAAUGUUAGCAUCCUGUUUGCCGAUAUUGUUGGCUUCACGCGCAUGUCCUCCACCAAAACGGCCGAGCAGCUCGUCGAGAUCCUAAACGAUCUCUUUGAGCGUUUCGACGACCUAUGCAUGCUCAGCGGCUGCGAGAAAAUUUCUACACUUGGCGACUGCUACUACUGCGUCUCCGGCUGCCCCGAACCCCGCGCCGAUCACGCCAUCUGCUGUGUCGAGAUGGGCCUCGGCAUGAUCGACGCCAUGCGCUGCUUCGAUGCCCAGCGCCACGAAGGUGUCAAGAUGCGAGUCGGUGUCCACACUGGCACCGUGCUCUGCGGCAUUGUCGGCACCCGACGCGUCAAGUUCGAUGUGUGGAGUAACGACGUCAGCCUGGCCAACAAAAUGGAAUCCUCGGGCAAGCCAGAACAGGUGCACAUCUCGCAGGAAACAUCCAGCUUCUUGGGCGACGCCUACUACCUAGAGGAGGGCGAAGAGGUGUUCGGUCAUCGCACCUACUUCGUGGUGGGCCGUCGUCGGGACGUUUCCCGUGCCAACAGCCUGAGUCCGAGCAUGGCAGCUACAGCCGCCGGCGGCAGCUCCUUGUUGCUGCCUGGGGCGCAUGGCCCGUAUGCAUCGCUGUCGCAGAGUGCCACAAAUAUAUCUGUGGUGCAUCCGCAUGUGCCACCUGCCUCGCCAGUUGGUCAACUUUCCAACUCUCUGAAGUCAUCGCCAGUGCUCUCGAUGCGGCCACGCCUAACAUCGCUCAGCAUGAAACUGCGCAAGAAAUCACAAACGCAAAGCCAUUCACACAGCCGCGACAGGGAUCUGGAGCGCGGCAUCAUGCAUCCAGCUGCCACUGGCAUACCGCCAGUGAUUGUGGUGCUCGAGAGGCCCAAGAUUAUCAUUACGACCAAGUCGCUGCCGGGCAGCCUGGACUCGGAUGAGCAGCCGCCAUCUUUGGAUCAGCAACAACAGCCGCCGGCGAACAUGCCAGACAACCGCUCCAAGCUAAAGCUAAAGGUAUUGAAAGUGACCAGAUUCCUGAAGCUAACAGGUCGCAAGGACAGGGAUAAGGAGAAAGCUAAUGGCACAGACAAGGAGGCAGCACGGGCCCAUUCGAAUUCCCUGCCAGCGCCUGGCGAUGAAUCGGUGGCUUUCAUCGAGCCAUCUGCUGGCCCCGUCCAGAGCCAAUUGGGCAAUGGCUGCGGCUAUCAACAGCUGCCGGUGUUGGUAGAGACGGCCUGCAGUACACGCCUAGGCAGUACCCAAAUGUUGGACAUACCCAUGGCCCGGCCAGUACUUCAUCAUGCAGCUACAUCGACGACGCUCUCCAGCAGCGUUAUGCGCUCACCGGAUAGCACUGCGGCAGCUGCCGGCGGUGGCAGCUGCUGUUCGCCGGGUCAGUAUUCCAUGUACGAUGACAUCAUCGACGUGCGCUCCUACAUAAGCCAAUCGCGCAGCGACAUCUCGCCAUUUGGCCGCACCGGCAGCUAUCGUUCCCAGUGCGGCCGUCAGUCAACUGGCCAAUCCGUCGGACAAACAUUGGAACAGUCGCCAGUGCCGCGUCCACGCGCAUCCACCCUGACAGUUGGACGACCAUUGGCCACUGAGCCCAGCACCAGUGCCAAUGCCAAUGCCAAUGUCAAUGCCAAUGCCAAUGCCAAUGUCAAUGCCAUUGCAAAUGCAAAUCCAAAUCCAAAUGCAAAUGCCAAUCCCAAUCUUAAUCUCAAUCCCAAUCCCAGUUCCAGUGGCUGUUGCUUGGCAGCGCCUGGACCUGGCUCUGGAGCAAACCAUUCGCAUUCGCGCAACUCCAGCAUUUGGCCGGAUGGCCUGAGCAUCUGCCCGUCGGCCACAUCUCGCAAGGAUUCGGGCAUUAAGAGCAACUCAAGGCGCAGCUCCAUUCAGCAGCAGAUCUAUGCGCUUAAUCAGUCGGCCAUUAGUCAGCAUCGCGUCUCCGGCUAUUUCACCAGCUCCACAUCAAGCAUCUCGAAUCUGGGCGAGGCUGGGACGCUGCCCUUUCCAUUGCCGCCGCCGCCACCGGUGCUGGUGCCACAGCAGUCCGCACAGCUGGCUGAUCCGCUGGCCGCUUGCCUGCAGCAGCUGCGCAAGCAAUCCGAUCUGCAGCUCAUCCGCUGUGUGCGGGACAAUGCGCGCUCCCAGCGCAGCUAUCUGGUGAAACCGCCGCUGCGGCGCUUCAGCUUGUACUUUAAGUCGCGCCAGUUGGAACGCGACUUUCGCUCCAAGGCACAUCGCUUUGGCACCGAGCACGAAACGGAGGGGCCGCCGACACUGGCCACGCCCCGCUACAACACCUAUAUCGACAUCUUUGUGGGCAUUGCCGUUUAUCUAUGCAUCUCCAUAUCGCUCUUUCUGAUGACCCAGAACACGGUAACGCCCAGCUUCCGGCUGUGGGUUACCCUCUUCUCCUGCUUCACGGCUAUCCAGGUGUUUGCACUGUUCCUCUUUACGCGCCAGAUGUGCCGUCGCCAUGGCACCCGUCUGCGGUCCAAAUCUAGCGCCAGUGAGGCGGUCAACAGCGAUGCUGCAGUUCCACAGUCUCGGUCCCAGUCGCAGUCGCUGCCGCUGCCGCAAGCGCAACAGUUUGAAUCAUGUGCGGAUCGCAUCUUUGAAGCCAUAUCCAGCUGGUAUCCAUGGCACAUCUGCUUGGCUGUACUAAUGGCCAUGCCCGUCGUCCUGAUCAUAGCCAACUUUCUGCUGCUCGAUCUCACACAACUGGAGGCGUUCGAAUACCAUUAUGGAUUCCUCAUCUUUGUGUGUAUCGUGCACUUUUGCAACUUUACACAGCUGAAUUGCUGGAUGCGCAAUAUCUUGGCAUUUCUAGCCGCACUUUGCUUCAUUGGGAUCGCCGUCUCCCAGCUGACCGUCUACUCUAGGCGCUCCGAAAGCGAAACGGAUCCAGAGCUGGAAUCGGAGCUGAACAGCAGUGCGGCGGCAUCAUUCAUCUACGAGGAGAUCAAAUGGUUUCACGACUAUCAUGUGGAGAUCUAUUUGGACCUGCUAUUGAUACUAGUGCUCGUCUGGUUUCUCAAUCGCGAGUUCGAGAUUGGCUAUCGCUUGACCUUCUACGGAAACGCGGUGGCCAACCAGGACAAGGUGCGCGUCCAGAAUAUGAAGAACCAGGCGGAUAUGCUGCUGCACAACAUUAUACCAAAGCAUGUGGCCGAACAUCUGAAAAACACGGCAAAGUAUUCGGAGAAUCAUCACAAUAUUGCCAUAAUCUUUGCCUCCAUUGUCAACUUCAACGAGAUGUACGACGAGAGCUAUCUGGGCGGCAAGGAGUUCCUGCGCGUACUCAACGAGCUAAUUGGGGACUUUGAUGAGCUGCUCUCGCAUCCAAAGUUUCGUGCCGUCGAGAAGAUCAAGACAAUUGGGUCCACAUUCAUGGCCGCCAGCGGCUUAGAUCCGUCCCAUCGAGGCACAGGCGAUGAACAUAUACACACCUUAAUGGAGUUUGCCAUCGAGAUGCAGCGAGUGGUCAAUGAGUUCAACAAGGAUCUGCUCGAGUUUAAUCUGAUUUUGCGCAUUGGCAUGAACAUUGGCGAUGUCACAGCUGGCGUAAUUGGCACCAGUAAGCUAUACUAUGAUAUUUGGGGCGAUGCUGUCAAUGUGGCUUCGCGCAUGGACUCUACGGGUCUGCCCAAUCGCAUACAGGUGGGCAAGGAUUGCCUACCAUUUUUGACCGCCUGCUAUGAGUUUGAGCCGCGUGGCAGUGUGUACGUCAAGGGCAAGGAUCACAUGGAGGUAUUUCUCUUUACCAGACGCAGGCCGCAACUGGAGGAGCAGCCGGCAAGCGCACAGCUGCCGCAGCUGCAGCUAAACGAUUGUAAUCCAGAUGAGCUAGCAGAUGAAGCAAAGGAGGAGCAACAACAGCUGCAGUCAAAUGAUGUUCAACUUAAAGUGAAUGAGGCACAGACUAAAGAGGUGGAUCAAAUUGAGAAUAAUGAGAAUAAUGAAGAUGACGAUGUUGAUGAUGAUGAUGAUGAUGAUGACGAUGAUGAUGAUGAAGGCGACCUGCACUCGAGCGAAACAACUACGCUGUUCAAGUCACAGGAAUCACUGCAUGCAACACACGCAAAUGGCGGCAGUCACUUUAAUCCAGCUAACACAACCGAAAAUUAAAGAGAAACUCAAAUCAAAUCAAAUCAAACUCAAACUCAAAUCAAAUGAAAUGCACACAACUUAAAUGAACUCAACUCAAUUUCCGGCUUGCAGCACUUGAGAAAUGGUUUCAAAAUUGCAUUUAUUGACUGAACAAAAUGUGUGUUGGCCAAAACAACAGUUGCCGAUGCCGAUGCCGCAGUCGCAGCGAAAUGAAUGUUUGGGAAUGUCGGGGAAUGUAAUCCAAAUGAUAUGUAUGUGUAUAUGGUCGGAGCUGGGGGGGCGGGGCGUGGGGGUAGCGGAAAUAAACCGCAUUAAUUUGUGAUAUGUAACUAAUGUUGAAUAUGUACGAUAAUUAGCUGGCACUUGAGCAUGGAA
Messenger RNA from Drosophila virilis, 6700 nucleotides. RefSeq names its product Adenylyl cyclase 13E (gene Ac13E). Gene Ontology annotation, cellular component: plasma membrane. Gene Ontology annotation, biological process: adenylate cyclase-activating G protein-coupled receptor signaling pathway; intracellular signal transduction; cyclic nucleotide biosynthetic process. The record is from RefSeq and is a predicted model, not a curated record. Lineage: Eukaryota; Metazoa; Arthropoda; Insecta; Diptera; Drosophilidae. Gene Ontology annotation, molecular function: adenylate cyclase activity.